Molecule: messenger RNA, 521 nt
Organism: Eucalyptus grandis
Lineage: Eukaryota; Viridiplantae; Streptophyta; Magnoliopsida; Myrtales; Myrtaceae
Exons: 3
Coding region: 1-381 (126 amino acids)
Source: RefSeq, a predicted model, not a curated record
AUGAAGGAGGCUGAUGAUAUUUAUGUCCACUAUCUUAAAGAACCCAACCCGCAAACUGGUGGAAUGGUCGAUUUUCUCUGCAAAAACGCCACUGACGCAUGCGAUUCCGAACCCCCUCCGCUUCCUAAGGAUAGGACUCCCGGAGAAGCUUUCAUGCCCAAACCAUCUGAGGAGGCCGACGUGGAGAGGAAAGCGAAAUCAUCGACCGAGAGCACGCCGGGAGCGCCCCGCACGAACACAUACUUGAUGGACGAAUCGACAAACACGAAAAACUCCGGCGAGGAAGACAAAGACAAGGGUACCCACUCGCACUCGAAAUUGGUACGCGGAUCCUCGAAGGAGGCCCCCCUUCCUUCAGAGACCCGCAAGACGGAACUGUAAUGCCCGAGUGUCAGACAGCAAUGCUUGUGCCUUUAAGUUUAUAGUCUUUUAUGUCCAGCCACUGUAUCGUUAUGUAAUGCAUAAGGCCCUUUAGGAGCAGAAGAUUUCAGAGUCGUUCCGAGAAGAGCUCUUUGGCCAUA